CCCACCUUUACGUUUUUAUUGUUUGUGUUCAAAUGGUUUUUGUUUAAUUUAAUUAAGUUUGUGUUUAGGCAUUGGCUAGCUAUUGCAGGAAUAUUCUACGUCUGUAAUCCAUCGUGAAACACCUGAUUCCUGCUGACAACCUCUGGAUAUUCCGGAAAAGAAACAUGAACAUUUGCCGAUUGUGUCUAGCAAAGGACGCCAACUUUGCGGUUUUCGGUACUGGCACGACUGCCCUGAGAAUAAUGGCCUGCACAUCGUUGGAGAUCGAACCAGGUGACGGUCUGCCACAGUACAUAUGCCCUGCCUGUCGGUUGCGCCUGGAGGAGAUGCAUUGCUUCCGGCGCCGGUGCCAUGCGGCCGAUCGUCGUCUGAGGCGCCACAAGGCGUUGCAGCGGCAGGGGGUCAAAUCGAAGCUGGAGGAGAUGGAGGAGGAGCAGGCUGUCCUACAGGACGUGGCUGGAUGCACAAAAACAGCCUGCUCGGAGAACAAUGCCCAGUGGCGCGUGCAGGCUACCCAGCUCAUUCGCAGCGAGAUCGAUGCCUACAAAAAGGAGCUCCUCAGCACCUGCAAACAAGCUGUUCGCGCGGAUAUCGAACUGGAGCUUCGGUCGGAACUGGAGGGGGCGAUCCUGGCGGAGGCCAAGAAGGAGUUGCGUUUGAGCGUCCUGGACGACGUCUUCUACGAACUAGAGCGAUACUUUGUGCGCAAGCGGAACGAGACUGCAUUCGAUCAGGUUAAUUGUACCGAGAGCCUAGCCCCCGACUCCGAGAUAAUGAUUGGCUCAAAUAGUCAGCUGGCUGAAGACCAGUCCGAUGGUUUCUACGAAGCAGAGCCAGACGACAAUCUAGUGGAAUCUAACGAUAUAAGCGUGGUGGAGUUACUGGACGAUGAAGCAGUGCCCAGCAGACAAGUAGCUCCCACUCCUCCGGAUCCCGUGCCCAUGGUCGAGAUCAACAUGAACGAUCCCCAGCUGAGCCAUCUUCGCGAGGAGUUCAACAAAGACGUCUUUCUAAACACUCACAAGUCUCCCCUGAAGACAGUGAAAACCCAAUCGCCCUGCCACAAGAAAGUCCGCUUCGAAAGCCCUAAAAAGAAGCCCGAGAUAGUCUGCGAUAAGCACAAAUCGUGGAAAAGAAGGUUCUCUCAGGUGCCCGGGGAACCCGGCAAUUGUGUGCGCUGCCGUCUCAGAGGAGCCCAUAAGCUGAAUAGCUCUGUUUCGCAGCCUGUAUAAAAUAUAAAAUGUAUUUUAAUACUGACCAGAUACUCGUCCUUUUUCUACCUUUACAUUAUAAGCAUUUUUGUGUGCACAUCUGUUACAAAACGACAUUUAAAAAAUAAUCGUUUAAUAUUCUCCUUGCAUUCUUAAUUUGCAAUACAGAUUUUCUAAACAUAAGAAGUGAGAUAUUAAUAUUACAAUUUUAAAAUUAUUUAAAUUAAUUUAUUCUUUAAGUACAUUUUAUUUUAAGGUCUUCAGACUCAACAUGUUACUACAGAAAUUUCAUUUUUUUUAAUUUAAGAAGUUUGGUUGAAUAG
Drosophila rhopaloa is the source of this 1534-nucleotide messenger RNA. RefSeq lists its product as uncharacterized. The transcript has 2 exons. Gene Ontology annotation, cellular component: nucleus. The coding region runs from base 165 to 1232 and encodes 355 amino acids. The record is from RefSeq and is a predicted model, not a curated record. Gene Ontology annotation, molecular function: zinc ion binding. NCBI's taxonomy places the organism in Eukaryota, Metazoa, Arthropoda, Insecta, Diptera, Drosophilidae.